ACGGAGCCAAUGCAUCCAUUAUCUGCACUGAGUGCAGAAAGUGCAUACAACGCGGACAAAACUUUCGGUUUCUUCUGCUGUUGUUCAAACAAGGCAUGUUUGCUGCGGAGUAUUCUUGUCGAUUGGUUAUAAGAUCGAUUCACAGACGAAUUAGUGUCAGAUUUCAAUUCAAAGAAGAAAAAGGAAAGGAUUUAUCUUAUUCCUAGAUUAAAUUUGAUGACAGCGAGCGUCAUUAGAGCUAGACUUCAUAAAAGGACUUUAGGAUGUUUUGAUUAAGCAAUAAAAUACGAAUUGUUUAUUAUGUUGUCUAUAGUUUUGACACAACUGAGGCGUUUAUAAAUUGAUAUUAAAUAAUGGAAAAGUUGAAAAGGGCCACGUCACCUAACGAGGAACUAAAAAUUCUCGAACCGGUUUUAAUAAAAACUGACACGAAUGAAUGCAUACGUAUUGACAAAAACGAGUUUAAAAUUGGACGUGCAAGAGACAAUGAUGAGAUUAUAUUGGAUACCAUAAUAUCUAGGAGACAUUGUAUUUUUAAGUGUGAAGGCCAAGAUGAAUGGACAAUUAAAGAUUUAAGCUCUACCAAAACAUUUGUUAACAAUGUUGCUAUGGAACCUGAAAAAGUACAAAAUAUCUAUCCUGGUGAUAGUAUACAAUUUAGUCCUAAUGAAACGUUUAAAUAUUUAUUUACUUUUGCCGAAAGAGAGCACUGUGUUAAAAAGCCACGUAUAGACGAAAAGAUACUCGACACUGUUCUUGUCAAGCAGAAGACAUUUGCCGAAAGCCAAGAAUGUCAGAGGAAAGAGCUGAAAAACAAGCUUGAAAUAAACCAAAAGGAGCAAAUCGAAUUGAAACAACAGCUUGACGACUUGUUGUCACAACAAGCUGUAGCUAAAGAUGAUAAAAAGAAUUUAUUAAAUCAAAUUAUGGUGUUAGAAGAUAAAAUAAAGGCGUGCAACGCUCAAGAGGAACAUUUGAAUAACAUGUAUUCUGAGUUAUUGCAAAAACUAGAAAACGAAAGGAUGCAAUUUGAGAUGAGAAUAAAUGAGGAGAAACAGAAAUGGCAAGAAGCAUUAGACAUGAGUAAACAAGAAAAAGAAACGUUGGAAGUAAAAAUGAGAGAACAGAUGGAAAAGUGGAGAGAAGAGCAACAAGCCGAAUGGAAAAAGAUGAUGGAAAAUAAGAUGAAAGAAGAAAAAGAUAUUCAAGCUCAGUUAUUGAAUGAGAAAAAUAUGUUAGAAGCAAGACUAAAGGAAACAGAGAAAGCUUUAAAAGCACAGGAAGCAAAGGCUGAAACAUCACAGACAAUAUUGAAUGCAAGCACUUCAAGCGAAGCUAUCGCGAGUACGUCAGAGUGUAUAUUUCUAAACCUAGAGGGUGAUGAAAUUCCAGAAUUUCAAAUAAUAGACACAAUAGAUCUGACUGAAUUUAGUCAAAAUGUUUUGGAGACUAACAUUAAGGAAAGCGUCCUUGGAAAAAUGAGUGAUAUUAUGGAUGAACAGUUAACAUGUUCCAUAUGCUCAGAAUUAUUCGUAAAAGCAACGACAUUAAGUUGUACGCAUACAUUUUGUCAUCACUGUAUAAAAGAGUGGAAUAAGAAACGGAAAGAUUGUCCUAUCUGUAGAAAACCAGUAAUGUCAAUGAUUAGAUCAUUAGUUUUAGAUAAUUUUAUUGAUCGUAUGAUCGAGAAUCUAUCUCAAGAACUUAAAAAUAGAAGAAUGCAGAUUAUACGAGAAAGAGAAGUUUCAGUUCCAUAUCCAGUUUCAGUAUUAGGAAAAAAGAAACGAUAUUAAAAGACAAAACGAAACGUAAGAAGACGGGUACUAAUAUUUUAUAUUUUACAUUAUAAUCCUGUAAAGAAUAUUUGUUACUAUCUAGUUCAUUGAUAAUCUGUAUAUUGACAAAGUUCUGCUCUCUACUUAUAACCCAUGUUCAGGAAAUUCUAGUUUUACUUUUGUGAAAAA
This is a messenger RNA of Pogonomyrmex barbatus (red harvester ant), 1964 nucleotides long. RefSeq lists its product as uncharacterized. Lineage: Eukaryota; Metazoa; Arthropoda; Insecta; Hymenoptera; Formicidae. Gene Ontology annotation, biological process: double-strand break repair; ubiquitin-dependent protein catabolic process; protein K48-linked ubiquitination. Gene Ontology annotation, molecular function: histone binding; ubiquitin protein ligase activity. Gene Ontology annotation, cellular component: cytosol; site of double-strand break; ubiquitin ligase complex. The record is from RefSeq and is a predicted model, not a curated record.